Paramormyrops kingsleyae is the source of this 3196-nucleotide messenger RNA. It is a transcript of the gene wnt10a, whose product is annotated as wingless-type MMTV integration site family, member 10a. NCBI's taxonomy places the organism in Eukaryota, Metazoa, Chordata, Actinopteri, Osteoglossiformes, Mormyridae. Gene Ontology annotation, cellular component: extracellular region. Gene Ontology annotation, biological process: canonical Wnt signaling pathway; cell fate commitment; multicellular organism development. Gene Ontology annotation, molecular function: frizzled binding; cytokine activity. The record is from RefSeq and is a predicted model, not a curated record.
UCACAAGUCGGCUUGGCUGGAGAUCGAGAGAGCGCUGUGGGUCUAAAACCAAAAUCACUUCGGAUAGGAGCCACACGUGUGAAUAUCACAGGGCAGCCAGAGUGCCGCUUUUCAUUCAUUCUGUUUCAUUUCAUAAGUCCAAUGUACUACGCUGGCUCUAAGAAGUCGCUCAUAUCUGAUAGAAACUUUUGCGGCGUCUUCCUCUUAAAGUCAGUCGUCCGGCAGCUUCUUAUAGUUUCAAUGACACUUACGCGUAGUACUCUGUGAAUUGAACUGGAUCUCGCCUCUCACUCUCUGUUACUGGGAACUUAUUCUUAGGAGGGAAAGUUUUGCUGAUUUUUUUUCCUUUAAGAGCUUGUCAUCUUACCCAGAAGAGAUUAGGACAUCUCCUCCAAGACCCUUGGGGUAUCCGAAACAGCGAGUCAUGGAUUUCCCAAUGCUGUAUUUAGCACUGCUAGUAGGUUUCCUUUCACAGUGGGUAGAUUCCAAUGAGAUUCUGGGACUGAAGAUCCCGAUAGAUCCAAUUCUGAAUGCCAACACCGUGUGCCUGACCCUCUCGGGCCUGACCCGGCAACAACUGGACGUGUGCAUGCGAAAUCCCGACGUCACGGCCUCAGCCAUCCAGGGCAUCCAGAUCGCUAUCCACGAGUGCCAGCACCAGUUCCGUGGCCAUCGCUGGAACUGCUCCAGCCUGGAAACCAGGAACAAGAUCCCCUACGACAGCGUCAUGUUCAGCCGAGGUGAGAAGCGAGGACGGAGCCCAGGAGGAACCUUCUCAGGAUUCAGAGAGAGCGCCUUUGCGUACGCCAUCACGGCGGCUGGCGUGGUCCACGCCGUCUCCAACGCCUGUGCCAUGGGCAAGCUGAAGGCAUGCAGCUGCGACGAGAAGCGGCGGGGGGACGAGGAGGCCUUUCGGAUCAAGCUGAACCGCCUGCAGCUGGAGGCCGUCCACCGAGGGAAAGGCAUGGUGCACGGGGUGAUGGAGCACUUCCCCAAUGACUCCCCAGGGCCCCAGGAAUCCUGGGAGUGGGGUGGCUGCAGCCCCAAUGUGGAGUUUGGUGAAAAGUUCUCUCGGGACUUCUUGGACUCCCGUGAGAGACACAAGGACAUCCACGCCAAGAUGCGGCUGCACAACAACAGAGUCGGAAGGCAGGUUGUGAUGGACCAUAUGAAGCGUAAGUGUAAAUGCCACGGUAUGUCAGGCAGCUGCCAGUUGAAGACGUGCUGGCAGGUGACGCCCGAGUUCCGCACAGUGGGCACCAUCCUGAAGGAGCGUUUCCAGGUGGCCUCCCUCAUCAAGGCACACAACCGUAACACAGGCCAAGUGGAGCACGCCCACCCAUCUUACCGGCGGCGGCCCGGGCCCAACGAGCUGGUCUACUUCGAGAAGUCACCCGACUUCUGCGAGAGGGAACCGGGCGCUGACUCAGCAGGCACUCAUGGGCGGAUCUGCAACAAGACCAGCCUGGAGAUGGACAACUGUGAGAGCCUGUGCUGCGGCCGGGGACACAACAUCCUGCAGCAGACGCGCAGUGAGCGAUGCAACUGCAGGUUUCACUGGUGCUGCUACGUGGUGUGCGAGGAAUGCAGGAUAACCGAAUGGGUUAGCGUCUGCAAAUGAGCCACAGUGAAAAAAAAAACUCACAGACAGACAAGGACUGCUGGAUGCCUCUUCCCCUCACUACAGACAGAAGCGGGAAGACGACUGGAAUCAUAACGAGUGCCAGGCGUGUCGUCCAUACCAUCGAAGUGAUUCCUGUAGCUUCUGAUUGAUUGUUUUCAACCUGCACUGCAUUUUGUUUCCUGGAAGUAUUUUAAAUUAAUUUAAUUAAAAUGGUCACAUUAUAAGUGAGCACUCAUUAGUAUUUAAAUAUGGCUUGAUUUUUUUUUCUGUGUGUUGCAUCAAUUUGAGUGUAGACGGUCUUUACGAAGCGACUGUACGGUCUGGUACAUGAAGAGAACGCCAAAUCGAAGAAGAGGCAUUGCAACUGUCAGACGAUGCUUUUCCAGUUCCCCCACCUCUUGUGUGUUUUGCCACUUUGGCUUCUCAAUGUACAGCGUUCAUCUUCAGAUACUUUUGACAAUUAUCGAUGCACUGCCAGUCCGCCUCAAUGAACGACAAGAACAUUGCUAGAUUACGGUAUACAUCGUUGGACGUAUUUACAGUCGCACGCCAAUGCCGAAAAGGAAUCACCGUACUGUAAAUGUGCCGUGAAGAAACUCAUAGUCCUGUACGACCCCAUCAAGGGAAUAACAAGCAUAAUAUCAGGGGCUGGGAGUUGCAAGCUAUUGCAUGAAGUAAACAUACAUUCAUUUUGGCCCAGAUAAGGGAGCAUCGGUGUCUUGUCUUCAAAUUUUCAUUGGGCUGCAGCUGAAUAGUUUGCACACGUAUUAAACUGGACUGAAGCGUCGGAGAUUUGAUGCUGCGAAAUGCAAUUUAUUAAUGUAUAAAUGUAAUGUUAAGUUUAAUAAGUUAUUUUAUUUUUGUGAGUCACUUAAUAUUUGUAAACGAUAUUAAAUGUUAAAUAUAAAUGGGAUUCUAAAAUGGUCAUAAUAAUAAAACAAAAGUCUUAAUAAAGACUGCAAACGAAGAAUAUUGCUUUCCUACAAAGUUUACUGUCGUCAGGCUGGGUGCUGAUGAAUCUGGCUUGUUGGUGAAUGACAUUUUCAGACCCAUAUUGUAUAUAACAUUGUAAAUGUAAUGUUAAUUUUAAUUGCCACAUGUGGAAUAAUGGUUUUGAUUGAUUGCAACCUCCGACAUGAAAGUAACUUAAACUGGGACAGUGUACCUCGUUAAAUUCUGGUUUCCAGUAGUUAAAGGGUUGACAGCUGAUACAUGCCUACUGUCAUGAGUCAGCAAACUGAAGAACAUGCGUUUGUUGUUUUAAUGCUAUGUUCAGUAGAAUAGUGUCAAUAUCUGUAAUAACUGGAGCCAGCUGUUGUACUUGGAGGUAGAUGACAUUAGGAAUUGAAGAGCUAAUUUUUGAAACUCACUCAGUCUACGGGAUAUGUAGAGGGGAUAUGUUCGUAAGUAAGUACUCAUUAGGUUUGGUGAGUUUUGGAAAUUUAACAAAAGUUCUUCUUUUGAUUACAUGAGCACUGAGUGAGUUUUGGUUCCCAAUAAUGUAAUAUAUUAUGAGUAAACUUGACAUUCUCAUCUCUGUAGAUAAUAAAAUGAUUGAGUGUGUUUUGGAAA